GUUCUGCGAAACAGGAAGCGGGCGUGGUUAGCCCCGCCCCGCUAGCUCAGUCCAUCCAGCCAGAAGAGAAGGCGACUGUACGGCUAAAAGUAUUUUAAAAAACGCUAACACAAGAUGGCUGGUUUGCCUCGUAGGAUUGUCAAGGAAACACAGCGGCUGAUGCAAGAACCCGUACCCGGCAUCACGGCGACACCAGAUGAAAAUAACGCACGCUACUUCCACGUCAUCAUUGGAGGACCCAAAGACUCUCCGUUUGAAGGAGGCACUUUUAAACUUGAACUAUUUCUCCCCGAAGAGUACCCCAUGGCAGCCCCCAAAGUGCGAUUCAUGACCAAAAUCUACCACCCGAAUGUAGACCGACUGGGAAGAAUAUGUUUAGACAUUUUGAAAGAAAAGUGGUCUCCAGCCCUGCAAAUCCGCACAGUGUUGCUAUCCAUCCAGGCAUUAUUAAGUGCCCCCAAUCCCGACGACCCUCUGGCAAACGACGUCGCCGAGCAGUGGAAAAAGUGCGAAAGCGUCGCCAUCAACACAGCCAAAGAAUGGACCAAGAAGUAUGCAAUGGCCAACUGAUCCUGAAUGUGAUCCACGACAUGCACUCCUUUAUUGUCGACGUUUGAAUUUGACGGACAAAAUAAGAUUAUAAAUCCACAUCUCUUUGAAAUAAAUCUACUGUUGCAGACCUUUGGGACAACUUAUAUAUUUUUUUCCUUUGUAAGAUGCGUUCAAUGUGUGUUCGCAUUUUUCUUUUUCUUUUUUUGCCCCCUCUCGCUUCCUGUUUCUGCCUUUUCACCCCUGUCUUUCCCUUGUGUUGGUAUUUAAAUGCAUGGACAGAGAAUGACACACACCUCACGACAGUCUUAAGACAACUAAUAUGUGUUCAUAUACAUGCAAUAUGGAAGAAACAGGCGCACACUGGUACGAAGUCAUGUAUUAAAGCUGUCUUACUUUUAC
Messenger RNA from Corythoichthys intestinalis (scribbled pipefish), 951 nucleotides. It is a transcript of the gene ube2nb, whose product is annotated as ubiquitin-conjugating enzyme E2Nb. The record is from RefSeq and is a predicted model, not a curated record. NCBI's taxonomy places the organism in Eukaryota, Metazoa, Chordata, Actinopteri, Syngnathiformes, Syngnathidae. The transcript is spliced from 4 exons. Bases 115 to 570 code for a protein of 151 amino acids.